AUGGAUGAUUCAAAUCAAGCAAAUGUUGAAAUUGAUCAACAAGAAGAAUUUCGUCAAAAACUAUUAUGGAAUGUGAAACGCGAAGUAAAACAAAUGAUGGAAGAAGCUGUCAUGAAAAAGUGUAUUUAUGAAGAAAAUUGUAGUGUAACAACACUUUGUGCUGCUGUUGAAGCAUGUCUUCUACAUGGUCUCAAACGGCGAGCUGUAGGUCUAUUUAAAACAACUACAACAAUGGCACUUUUACAAAAACUUGCUAAAACUUGUCCAGCAGCUGACGAAGUUGUCAAAAUAAUUAAUGAUGAUAAUCUGCAAUAUGAAGAGCCAAGUAGUUUAGUUGUUUUGUCUAGAAAAUUAUCAAGUAUAACACAACAUCAAAUAUCAUCCAAUGUGGAUAAUACUCGACGUCGAACAACUCGUUCAGCAAUAUUUACUCGAUAUUUAUGGAUACGUGCAGCACUUAUACAUCGAACACUACAUAAAAUUGUUGAAUAUAUUGUGGGCAAUAGUUCAAAAUAUUAUGAACCGCAUGCAUUAGUUUGUAAUUCAGUACAAGGACCUAUUUUAGCUUCACUUCUUGUUGGCGUGUGUGCCCUUGAAUUUACACGAGUGAAAACAUCUGAUCAUUUAUGGACAGAUCCACAUGCUGAUGAACUUGUUCAACGUCAUCGUAUGCACAGUAAUAAUCGGACAAUGACGAAUCCAGCGACACUGAUGAUGAAUAUGAAUCACACCUAUUUUUCAAAACAUCGACCAAGUCUACAAGUAAAUUUAAAACGGCAUGCAAGUAUAUCAAGCGAUGAUGCUCAACGUCAUAAUCAAUUAAUACCAACAAAUUCUGCUCGAGACUAUGUGGAAUCACUCCAUCAAAAUGCGAAAUCACAAUUAAUUUAUGGAAAAAAUAAUGUUUUCGUGCAGCCGGUUCCUAGUCAGGAACCCAUACCUGGUUAUUUAUCGUUACAUCUUACUCAUCAUGGUUUGAUAUUAAAAUGGACACCAAACCAACUCAUGAAUGGUUAUAAUGAAAAUACAAAAUCAAAUUCAGAAGGAAUAAAUGAAUGUGAAACAAAUAGUGCAAUAGAAUCUUCGAAAAAACAUAGUGUUUAUUGGGAUUAUGCAGUAUCACUACAUAUGUCUUCAAUUGUUUAUCUCCAUUGUCAUCUUUACGUUGAUGGUGAUCGUAUUGUAUUUGUUGGUCGUGAUGGUGUUCAAUAUCCUCCAUUUCAUAUAAAAGACAGAGGUGGACAUUUAUUAGCAUUUCUUACUUGUCUAGAAAGUGGUCUUGCGUCUGAUGGUCAACUUGAUCCUCCAUUAGCAUAUGAAAAAGGGCAAGGAAAAGUUCUACCGAAAUUACAUCAUCAUACAGAACGUCCACAACCUACAAUAUCCUUGAGUUCCAAUGAUGAUGAUACUGUUGAACUAAUGCAUACAGAUACAACCGAUGAAGACACAUCAUCACCAACUGGCGAUUACGUUUUCCGAAUUAUUUUCUUUACCAAUCAAGAAACAGUAAACAACAAUGAAAAUAGUCGACAGCAAUGGUCACCAGGAGCUAGUGAUUCUUCAUCGCAGUCUUCGCAAUCAUCACUAUCGCCAUCAGCAAAAUUAACAAGCGUCAGUGCUCCAUUACCAGCUUCGCCUAUAGAUGCAACAUUUGCUACAUCGCCUGUUUAUGUUUCACCAACAACUGGUUUUCACAGGAGUAUUUCAGUCAGGUCAUCAAUGGCUUCGUUAUGUAAUACGAUGCGUCGGCAAAUAUUAUCGCGUGCAUUUUAUGGUUGGUUUGCAUAUUGCCGUCACUUGAAAACUGUUCGAAUACAUUUAACAUCACUUGUCAAUCCAGUAUUAAAAAUAGAAAAUAAUGAAGAAUUAGCGUCAAAUUUUUCUCUAACAUCCUUUGAUUGGACUGAAUUAUUUCUUAAUAAACAACAAGAAAAUUUACCAAUUGAUAAAAAGGAAAUCUAUCGUAGAAUUUAUUCGGGAGGCUGUGAACCAUCAAUACGAAAACAAGUUUGGCCAUAUCUUUUUUCACAUUAUCCAUUUGAAUCAACGAUUGAAGAUCGAAAUAAAAUUGAUCACACUACGAUUGAACGAUAUCAUCAAUUAACAAAUGAAUGGCACAGUGCAGAAGAGAUUGUUAUGCAAAUUGAACUUCAAAAUUCAAACAAUCGUAAAAAUACUCUAGCAAAACUAUUGAACUUUACUUCUGAAACGACUCAUAAUGUAACUGAAAGCACGUUAACAUCAAUAAAACAUGUUCUUGCCAGUAUACCAGAAAAAAUGUCAUUUGCACAUCAGAAUGCUCUUGAAAGAAAAGAUUCCAAUCUAUCGAAUGAUGUUUUCUUUGAAGAUUGUGCUGUACACACUGUUGCUAUACCGAUUAUAGAAGAGACCAGCCCAGAUAGAACAUCAACUGAUGACAAUCGUUUACUAUCAAGUUCAUCGAAUAAAUCUGUAAUGAUUGCUCGUACACGUACGGAAUCUGUUAUUGAUCGUUCAUCACCUUAUAAUAUUAUUGACACAAGUACAGAUGCGGAUGAGGAUGAAGGAGAUGAUACUCACAUGAAACCCAUUGAUCAUGAUGAAAUAUUGAUAAACGAACAAGAUAAUGAAGUUGAUCAAAAACUUCUCGAUAAUCAUUUAUCGCCAUCAUCUAGCUUAACGUCUGGCACUGAUGUUUAUAUGGAUGCUGUAGAAAUUUUAAGUGACGAACAGCCGAAUAAUGGAUCAGAUGGUUCAUUGACACCAAUUUGCUAUGGAUCAUUUACAAAGGAAACUAUUGAUGCUUUCUCAGUGAAUUUACAUCGAAUUGAUAAAGAUGUUGCAAGAUGUGAUCGAACUUAUACAUAUUUUACAAAUAUGAAUAAUUUAAAAAAAUUAAGAAAUAUUAUGUGCACAUAUGUAUGGGAUAAUUUAACAACCGGUUAUAUUCAAGGAAUGUGUGAUCUUGUAGCACCGUUACUUGUCGUUUUUGAUGAAGAAGUGAUAGCAUACAGUUGUUUUUGCUAUUUAAUGAAACGUCUUUUACCAAACUUUCCUCAUGGAGCUGGUAUGGAUGAACAUUUUGGCCAUAUGCGUUCAUUAUUACAAAUUUUGGAUUUUGAACUUUAUGAGCACAUUCAUCGUACAGGAGAUUUUACUCACUUCUACUUUUGUUAUCGAUGGUUUUUAUUAGAUUUUAAACGAGAAUUUAUUUAUGAGGAUAUUUUUUUGGUAUGGGAAACAAUAGCUGCUGCUCGACGAACAGUAUCGAAAAGAUUUGUUUUAUUUAUUGCAUUAGCGAUGUUAAAAGCUUAUCGAGAAAUAAUACUAGAUAAUCGAAUGGAUUUUACAGAUAUUAUUAGAUUUUUUAAUGAAAUGGCUGAACGCCAUGACACUCGAGAGAUCUUACGGGCGGCAAGAGAAUUAGUACUUGAAUUACAACAAUUAGUUGAUAAUAAAUAA
Messenger RNA from Rotaria socialis, 3441 nucleotides. NCBI's taxonomy places the organism in Eukaryota, Metazoa, Rotifera, Eurotatoria, Philodinida, Philodinidae. The record is from the annotation of a GenBank genome assembly.